UGAUUCUGUGGCUGGUCAGGCUGCGCUCACACGUCACAGAAUCAGUCGACGCGUGACUAUCUCAGAGUGAGGAGUAUGUUUGAGGUUGCGUUAUGUAUUUUUCUGGCUGUCACCGCGUCAUCAUGCGCGGCCCAACAGAGUAAUCCGGACAAGAUACCUUUCACGAGUGAGAAAUAUCAGCAUACACCCGGCCGACUGACAAAUGAACAGGUUACCACGUUGUCUGGUCUUAGUAAUAUUACUAAUAUGAACGAAAUCUUGGAUAACAUAUGCGUAGUAAGGAUCGUGGGAACUCCCGAACACAUGAGAGUACGAGAGUAUAUCAAAAACUCGAUGAGAGAUUUAGGUUGGACAGUAGAGUCAGAUAAAUUUGAAGCCGAUACACCUACAUUUGGCAAAUUGGAAUUUGAGAACAUAAUAGCGAAAUUAAAUCCUGAUGCGAAAAGAUAUCUAGCACUAGCUUGCCAUUUUGACUCAAAGUAUACAAGAGAGAGAAACUUUGUUGGGGCCACAGACAGUGCUGUACCAUGUGCUCAAAUGAUUAAUUUGGCUACUGUUAUGACCAGAUAUUUACCUAGACAGCAAAAUGUCAGUUUGAUGUUUAUUUUCUUCGAUGGAGAAGAAGCAUUUGAAGAAUGGGGUCCAAAUGAUUCUAUUUACGGUGCCAAACAUUUAGCUGACAAAUGGCACAAUGUGAAAACUUAUGAUGGAGAAAAUCAUUUUUCUGAAUUAGAUAAAAUGGAUAUGUUAGUGCUUCUUGAUUUGCUGGGAGCACCAGAUCCAACUUUUUACAAUUAUUUUGAAAAUACCGAGAAGUGGUAUUCUUUCUUAGUUAAUAGUGAAAAGAAAUUAGCUGAUAUGAAAAAAUUAGAAUCUUAUUCAUAUGGCAAACCGAAACAGAGCUAUUUUCAACCAUAUUCAUUUCAUCCAAAUAUCGAAGAUGAUCACAUUCCCUUUUUAAGAAAGAAUGUGCCUAUUCUGCAUUUAAUACCGAUUCCGUUUCCGUCCUUUUGGCACAAAUCGAGCGACAAUCGACACAAUAUUGACUUGAACACUACAGAAAACAUUAAUAAAAUACUGAGACUAUUUGUGGCUUCUUACUUACAUUUGUCGAUUCUCUAACAAAAUCAAAGAAAUAUUGUAUGUAUCUCAGAAAAAUAAUUGGGAGAAAAUUUAACAUUACGGAUUUCAGAAAUUUUUUUUGGUAAUAAACAACUCCAACACAAUUGUUAGACCGAUAAUACAAGAAAUGCGUAGUGUUAAAUUUAUAAAGUAUGAAGUAUUUACCAAAAAGAAAAAUAAUUUUAAUUUGAAGUAAUGUAAAUAUUCGAUAUUUCCUAUAAAUUUUUGCCAUUUGGAAUAUCUA
Messenger RNA from Nylanderia fulva, 1366 nucleotides. RefSeq names its product iso Glutaminyl cyclase. Lineage: Eukaryota; Metazoa; Arthropoda; Insecta; Hymenoptera; Formicidae. Gene Ontology annotation, molecular function: glutaminyl-peptide cyclotransferase activity; zinc ion binding. The record is from RefSeq and is a predicted model, not a curated record.